CCCGAGCCCCGGCGUUCAUGCGCGGCCGUCAUCACGGAGCGUAUGUCGUAACCAACACUGACCGGUGUCGUUGAAACUAAUUUCCCUUCACUUCAACGAUGGAGAUAGCUGCGUCCAGCUACGCGGCGUCUACAGGAAACACUAGCCACUUGGUCUGAGCUUCGUCAACGAACGACUAAUCCUUCGAUCGGCUCGAAGCUAUGUUCCAGUCCUUCACGGGCAGCUCACGCCGCCCACGCCAGGUGAAUCUGGGGAGCCGCAAUGCAAAUCCUUUUGCUGGAUUUCCUUCAGGAAGAGGAGCUCCUCACGGAGGCAGUACACAGAAUACUUUGGCUAUAGCACAGCAAGAGCGAAUCCUGAGACAACAAGAGAGGCAACGGCUAAGUGCAUGCCUCAGAAUACAACGAACAUGGCGGGGCUACAGGAGUCGGAAGAUAACACGCAAUAUCUGGAGAUCUGAAUGGGACGCUGUCGAGCAGGGUAGAGUCUCAGCUAGGCUCUCCUUCGAAGGUCCUGAGGGACAGGAUAUAUUGCAAGCACAGCCUCCCAUACGCUAUUCGACAGCUACGGACUGCUUGUCACAGCUUAGAUUGUUGUUGCAUUUCCUUGAGAUAAGGAAUGCAGGCGAUAUCCUGCGUCUGCUAUACUUUUCAAAAGCCUUCCAACACACACUUGAGGAAGUGCCUUCGAUAGCUACGGAGGGUGAAUGGACGACAUUACUGGUACGCCUUGCCAAAACAACUCUUCGCGUGCUACAAGUUUCUGCCGCCUCUUCCUCGCCCCCCAAGUUUGCAAUCAAUGAGCUUCUGCGCUUGCUGGUCUUCCUGACAAGCUUGGUACCGAGACAAUUAGCACGGAUUGCAGAUGAAUACUAUUCUGCUAUGGCUGCAUUGACAAGAAAUUUCUCGGUACUUUCGAAGGGGGCAAGUCUGACGAGAGAGAUGUUGGUGGAGAGCGUUCUCGCUUUGCUGCGUCCGCUUACAUCAGAGACUCUGGGUGCAUAUGAGUGGUUUGCUAGAGCAUACCUCACCAUCCCAGACCUUGAUAGUCACAUAGGGACAAUCGAGGAUCUUGCAACAAAUAUCAACUACAGGCUGCUUGCGUCAGCAUUGGAUACACACAUAUCUCAAGCUCCUCCAAUUUUGUCAAGCCCAGAAGAUACUGAAGACCGUCUCUGGCUCCUUGCAUAUUUCAUAUUCAUUUAUCGCCACGCUCUUGGAGGUGUUGUGCAAAAAGCUCCUGAGCCUGAGUUCGUGAAAGUAGUGUCUUCGCUCCUCAACUCUGUCGCCUCAUAUGUAUCGCGUCGUCUUGAAAUAGAUGACUCCACUGAGAGCGAAGAAGUUCAGGCCUCCCCCCUUCAUCCGUUUGUGAGAGAACAGAUUAUCAGUCUCGUGAACCAGAAUAGCAUCACUGGUCUAUUGUCUCAAAUACCGUCUACUCCUCCUUCAGCUGGCGAGCCUGGAGAGUUAGGCGAAGCUAAGUUUCUUGCUACAUACGCCCUGACACUUUUGAGAGUGUUCCCACGACGGGGUGAUGACAUUCGUAUGUGGCUGUAUUUGGGGUCUGCUUCUGCAAAUGACAGGGGAGAGAAGUCUACCUCACGUGUGCCUGCUAUCAAGUAUUUCUGGCAGGCUUCGCGUGCUACGAAAAUAUUCGCCCACAUCAGCCGCGAUUCGAAUCAAGUGCUCCCUCUAUUGAAACCUUUGCAACCUUCCGAGUUUGCGAAUGGAAAUGUCCCAGAAAACUCGCAACGAGAAAGGGAUCAAGAAUGGACCAUCAUUCUUCUGUUUCUUGAGUUGUAUACAUUCGUCUUAAAAGUCAUGGACGAUGAUGAAUUCUUCUCUGGCGGCGCAUCUCUUCCGGUAUCUUCGAGUUCUCGUGUCUCAUGGACUAAAGAAAGCGCACUUCCGUUGCGCGAGAUCAAAGAUAUGACCGUUUUCUUGAAGAACCUAGGAUUCACUCUCUAUUGGAAUGCAGCAGACCUCAACGAAACGCAUCCUCAGCAAGAAACAACUAACAUCCGAGAUUACUUCAAUUCGUCCGCUUUGCCAGGUGUCAAAGACUUGGAAUUAAGGAAUAAGGAGAAGGGUUUGCCUGGAGUGACUGGGAUACCUCUUGACUAUUUCAAGGGUCUCGUGACUGGUCUGCUGAGGAUGAUACACGAGCGAGAUUCGAGACGGAAGUUCUUACCUGACGGUCAUUGGCUCAUGACUGGCCGUUUUGACAUGGAAGGCUUCAUUCCCGCCGUCGUCGCAGAAGAAGAGAACCGGCAUCAACUCCAGGAGAGUGACGAAGAUGAGGAUGAAAAUAAGGAUGAAUUCUUAGAGGACUUUGCUGAUAGUUCUUUGGGACUGAUCGGUACAGGAAGAGCCCAACAAGCUCGCCGCAUCGAAGCUCUUCGGCGACGUCAGCAGCAAGUGGCUAGGAGGAAGCAGCUGGAGGCGGUCGCUCCUCGACUGGAAAUCCUCAGAAAUAUGCCUUUCUUCAUACCAUUUGCUACACGUGUUCAGGUCUUCCGGGAGUUUAUCUACAGGGAUCAGAUGCGUCGAAGACACGGCUUCAUCGAUCCUGAUGCCUGGCGUAUGUCUGUCGCGCAGGCCUUGAUGGGCCGCAUGCUAGACGGUGGACCCGCGGCACACGAUAUUCUUAGUCGCCAUCAUGCGAACAUUAGGCGUGAAAGCGUGUUUGAAGACGCGUUUGACCAGUUCUACGGGCUAGGGGAGGGCCUGAAAGAGCCUAUCCAGAUUAGCUUCAUCGACAGGUUUGGCGCUGUCGAAGCUGGAAUCGACGGCGGUGGUGUAACCAAGGAAUUCCUGACCAGCGUGACCAACGAAGCGUUCAAGCCCUCUAACGGCCUCGAUCUGUUUGUCGAGAAUGACCAUCACCUGCUAUACCCCAAUCCUGCCGCUGUUGAACAACGGAAGGAGCUUCUACGACAGACAGGCUUCAUCGAAGGCAGUGCUGAGUGGAAUGAACAAGUCCGUGAUUUGCUUCGACGCUAUGAAUUCCUAGGUCGUAUUAUCGGAAAGUGCCUCUACGAAGGAAUACUAGUAGACGUCAAUUUUGCUGGUUUCUUCCUCCUCAAAUGGUCUCUGACCGGCGGAACAAGCUCUGCGCAGAGAGAAUCCGCAUACCGGGCGAAUUUGAAUGAUCUGAGAGACCUUGACGAAGGUCUCUACCAGGGCCUGUUACAACUCAAGAACUACCCUGGUGAUGUCGAAGACUUUGCCCUCAACUUCACGGUCACAGAUACAAUACCUCUUCCAGGCCCGACAAAUCCCGAUGGAACACCUGCUGCCACACGUACUAUCACUAGAGAGCUGAAGCCCAACGGUUCCAACAUCCCUGUUACGAAUCAGAAUCGCCUCGUCUAUAUCUCCUAUAUUGCACGUCACCGUCUGCAGGUGCAGCCAUUUUUGCAGACAAAUGCCUUCCUCCAGGGCUUGGGACAGAUCAUUCAACCCUCGUGGCUUUCCAUGUUCAACCAGUCGGAAUUGCAGACACUUGUAGGUGGUGAUUCCGGCGAGAUUGACGUCGCGGAUCUGCGGCGGAACACGCUUUACGGGGGAGUCUACUCUAUUGGAGACGACAAGGAGGAACAUCCAACGGUCAAGAUGUUCUGGCAGGUCAUGGAAUCUAUGAGCAACGAGGAACGAGCGAAAGUCCUCAAGUUCGUCACCUCGACACCACGAGCUCCUCUGUUGGGGUUCAGUCACUUGAAUCCCCGGUUUAGCAUCCGUGACUCUGGCGAUGACCAGGAGCGACUUCCCAGUACCAGCACCUGCGUCAAUCUACUGAAGCUUCCUCGGUACUCGAACCCUAAGGUCCUGCAGGAGAAGCUGCUUUAUGCUGUCAAUUCGGGAGCUGGAUUCGAUCUUAGCUGAUCCACCAUCUGUCUGCCAUCGAUCCAGUCAACCCGUUUGCCAGGGAGAGUUUCAUGUGAGCAUUUGAUUCGUUAUUUUAACGUGCACUGGCGUGAAUGCGGAUGUGGCCAAUUGCAUAUUGGGGCGUCUGUCGGGAGUUCUUUUUAACGAUCUAGCGAUAUACUGCUUUGCUAUGCCUUGCUAUGCCAAUA
Molecule: messenger RNA, 4075 nt
Organism: Paecilomyces variotii
Lineage: Eukaryota; Fungi; Ascomycota; Eurotiomycetes; Eurotiales; Thermoascaceae
Product: putative ubiquitin ligase
Exons: 3
Coding region: 201-3884 (1227 amino acids)
Biological process (GO): protein polyubiquitination; ubiquitin-dependent protein catabolic process
Molecular function (GO): protein binding; ubiquitin protein ligase activity
Source: RefSeq, a predicted model, not a curated record